Molecule: messenger RNA, 3088 nt
Organism: Triticum aestivum (bread wheat)
Lineage: Eukaryota; Viridiplantae; Streptophyta; Magnoliopsida; Poales; Poaceae
Exons: 8
Coding region: 1877-2641 (254 amino acids)
Source: RefSeq, a predicted model, not a curated record
AGGAUGGGCAAACUUCCCCACUGGGGCACGAGCGAGUUGUUUUUUUAGCGCUCGACCCGACCCCGUGCCGCUCCCGCGAGCGGCCCGGGCGUAGCCCUAGACCCUCGCCGCCGCCACCCCUCACCUCGCCUCUCCCCUCCCCCGCCGCCGCCAGGGGCCGCCGCCGGGCGAAGCCCGUGCGUGCGUGCGGCGGUGGCGGCGGGUUUCUUCCCUUCCCACGAAACAUCCGGUCGGCGUGGGACGGCUGGCCUCGCGGUGGCGUGUCGGGCCGGCGGCGGCCUGGGGGUGGCUCCGAGGGGCGGCGCCGGUGCUCUGCUCCUCCGGGCGGUAACCUUGGCGCGCGGCUAGGCCGGGUGCGGGCCGGCGCGCGGAUCUGGCGCGGCUGCGGGCGGGCUCGCGAUGGCCGAGUCGUGCUGCUGAGGUGGGGGACGCCGGGGCGGCGGCCUCGGUCCGGGCUCCCGGUGGCCUGGGCGUGGACGGCGUACGGGCGCGCGGCAGCUCCUGGCUCCGGAUGUGCGCGGGGGGCGCGGAUCGACAGCCGGGCACGGCGGCGGCAGGUUUAUGUCGGGCGCGGGAACCAGCCGGGCGUGGCGGGUGCGGCUCCGGAGCGCGAGGUGUGCUGCGGGCGGUGGACCUGCUCGUCUGCUCUGCUGCUUCGCUUGCGGCUCCGAUCUGGAUCUGGCGUGAGCUGCUUCUUCGGUCUGGUGCUGCUCUUCGCGAUGUGGUGUUGGUUGUUGCGGUGGUGGUGGCUGCGGUGGUGCUGCGGUGGUGGACGGCGGCUUCGGCCAGGGGGUGGUGCGGUUCUGGUCGCGGUGGAUCGUGGGAUCCCGUGGCCGGAGUGAGGUCGGCCUCGGCAGGGGUAGUGGUUUGUUGGCGGCGGUCGGUGGUGGCGGGCGGUCGGCACAUCUCCGGGAGAAAUCCUUGCUCCGGUCUCCACCGGAGACGACGGCGGCGGCGCCCGCGGGUGCCGUGAUCUUUCUUGGAAGCGUCGUCGUGGAGGUGCGCUCCUCCUCCCCACGGCUUUGGCUCCGGAGGGAAACCUCAGAUCCUCUGGAUCGGGCGAUGGAGGCGUCUUCGCGUCUUUCUCCUCCUUGGGGGCAUCGUCUCGGAGCAGGCAACGACUGGGAGACCGAUGGAUGGCGGCAUCUUCGCCGUGUGGGUUGCGGCAUCUUUGUCGCGUGGUUUGUGGCAUCUUCGCCGCGUAGUUUGCCGAGGCGGCCUUUUCGGGGGCGCUGAUUUCCGCUUGGCAACGAAGAUGGCGUCGAGAGGAACUCUGGUCGCGGCUCGGGCUUCGGUAGUCGGAUCUUCCCGGCGUGUCCGAGGUGCUCUUUGGGGCACGGUCGGCGCAAGUCCUGCAUAUUUCCCUCGUGAUGAUCGUCGUCAGAGUCGGAGCUGUCGGCUGUUCGCGCGUGUGGCCUUCUGUUGGCAUGUGCCGUCAUGGUUUCUGUGCAGCUGUUUGCGGGUUGGCUUCGACGAUAAAGGUCUACGGUGAAGUCGGAGUCGCCCGUUCGGAGGUAGCCGGUGAUGACGAUGACGCUUGCGACUGCUCGGCGGAUGUCUUUCCCUCUUUGUAGCUUUGUGAUCCCAUGUCGGUGGCCAGGUUGACCGGUGGUACCCAUUUUAUGUGGGUUGGAUUGUAUCGGUUUUAGCCCGGUUUUCCGUCAAUUAACCGGGCAAUUCUCACUCCUCCUUAAUUAAUGAAAAUGGCAAGUCUUUUGCCUCGUUUCAAAAAAAAAAGGAUGGGCAAACUAGCCCAGCCGAGCUAGGGUUUCGAGGCAAGGCAUAUUAUUGGUUUGGUCCCCUUGCUUCCGACGGCAAGAUUUUCAUUGUUCUUCGUUUGGAUUUUAACUUGACGAGAUACAUUCAUCACUUUGCCAUGAGGUUGAGGGUAGGGAAGAUGCAGAAAAGCAUGCGCAAGCGAAGAGGCAAGCACAUAGGUUGCUUUAACAAAAAGCAAAAUGCUAGCAGAACAGAACUUAUGCAACGACCUAUCCAUCCAGAUAUUACAUUUGAAGAUGGAUUUGGUAACUUGGUUAAAUCCUGUCAAAGUUCCUCGAGUGAACGCACCAAACAGAUUGAGUCAGAACUAUCAGAAAGUUUUGUCUCCCUUGCUUCAUUCGUUGAUGGUACGCAUGUGAUUAACUCUUUUGAAGAGGAAUUUGAGGAUAAUACCUGGAGCACACUCAGUGAAAAUGUUGCUUUAACUAUGUCUGAAUGUGUCGUCUCACUUGCUUCAUUCAAUGGAAAUUCAAGGUGUUUUGCUUGCACAGGCGUAUAUAUAAACUGUAAUCCCGUGAGAAUCCUUACUACAGCAAGUUUGGUUAAAACUUCUGGCGAUGGAAACAAGAUUGAUGAUAACUUGCGGAUUGAAGUGCACCUUAAUAAUAAACAACAUGUCACGGGGACAUUGAAACAUUAUGAUCUACGCUAUAAUGUUGCAGUUGUUGAGAUCAUGGGUUCCUACAGUUCUUGUGCAGUGGAUGUGGAAGAGCGUAUUUCUUUCACCCCUAAUAUUGAGGUUUUAGCUGUAGGGCGUCUCUUUGAACGUCCAAAAUUAAUGGCCUCAAGAGGGGUGUUAAUUGACAGAAAAAGCAAACUUGCUUGCGAAGAGCUUGGGAUUUCCACUUGUAAAAUCACCUAGGCUGGGAUUGGAGGGCCUCUUAUUGAUGCUUGUGGGAAUUUGAUUGGCAUGAAUUUCUUCCAUGAUGAAGAAACUCCAUACCUACCGAGGGAAAAAAUUCAGGAAGUCUUGGGAUAUUUUGAUGAACAAUGCAUGUCGAAUGACAGUUGGUCUGAACCAAGAGAUUGUUAUUAUAUACCAGCUUUCUACUCUAUACCGUAUGGUUUGUUCGGAGAUGAGUACUUUGAUAACAAAAAGGAUGCAUAUUCUCCGUCUCCGGUUUUGUGUUGAGACUAUUUGUUGGUUGUUGUUGCUCCACUCUAUGAAGUAUGGACCCGCUUGUUUUUUCUUUUUGCUUGUUAGUCCUUGUGAAGUCGAGACUGCUACAUAUUCUGAGGCAUUUGCACUUAAUUGUAGCCUAUGUGCUUAAAGAAUCCUAAGCUAAAUCCUUGUUUAGUUAUGUGUUCA